Molecule: messenger RNA, 1089 nt
Organism: Penicillium vulpinum
Lineage: Eukaryota; Fungi; Ascomycota; Eurotiomycetes; Eurotiales; Aspergillaceae
Product: DUF3431 domain-containing protein
Exons: 2
Coding region: 1-1089 (362 amino acids)
Source: RefSeq, a predicted model, not a curated record
AUGAGGUGGUUAUCUUCCCCGCUUCGGGAUUGCGCGUCCCCCCGCGAGGCCACUGUCCCACCACGGUCGCGAGUCUUCAUUUACCUCGGUUUAGUAGUGACAUUGCUGCUUUUAUCAUAUCAGCUGAUUCUUGACCGAGCACCGAGUAUAGGGACAAGCUGGACAACUAUUCAGGGUAUAAUUGUGGCCGAUGAUGAUCGCUUCGUUCCGGAUGUUGUACCCGCCGAGAAGGAGUUGGUUCUCGCGGCUAUGCAAGCUAGCAAUAUGUCCUGGGUCGAGGAACACCUGCCAGAAUGGCGGGUGAAUAUCUAUCGUGCGGAUGCGAAACACGGAGAUGGUGGAUUGACCGUGCCCGUAAAUAAGGGUAAUGAGGCUAUGGUCUAUCUGACGUACGUUUUUGAUAUCUCAACCCUUCAAUCGUCAAUCCCAAGCUCCAAAGUUGUUAUCAUGCUAAUGGCCUUCUUCACCAGCUAUAUCAUUGAUCGUUACUGGUCCCUUCCUGAAGUAUCAAUCUUCCUGCAUGGCGGCCGCUACCAAUGGCAUGUCGAUAACCCGCUCUAUGACUCCGUGAUCUCCAUCUCCCAUCUCAACCUCGCCUUCGUCAAAGAGGCCGGGUAUGUGAAUCUGCGCUGCGCAUGGAGUGUCGGUUGUCCCGCAGAACUCGAGCCCGCCCGCUAUCUCCGCGAGAGACCAGAAGACAAAGCACAUCCCACCGCAGUCGAGUAUCCCGAUCGGUUUAUGGAGCUAUUUCCACACGCGGAACUUCCGGAGGCUGUCGGGACGCCGUGUUGUAGCCAGUUUGCUUUGUCCAAGACGAAGAUUCACGAGCAGAGUCUGGAGGAUUAUGUUCGUUUGCAGCGGUGGCUGAUGGACACGGAUUUGGAUGCCGGCAUCAGUGGCCGUAUUCUGGAGUAUUCAUGGCAUAUGAUCUUUGGAAAACCGGCUCAGUAUUGUAUCGACCAACGUGAAUGUUAUUGCCAGACAUACGGUUAUUGUAAUAUGACCGAUAGUGACAUCCAGAAGCAGUGGGUAUGGCGCGGCUUACAGCUGCCAGAAGGAUGGCCAGAAGAGAGCGAAACUGCGGAAUAG